UUCUCGGUUUUUGUCGAAUCCCUGUGCCGGCCGGGACCCAACGAUUCAUCCCAUGGUCCAUGGACAUGGGCUACAGCCUCCUCAUUCUCCCAAGACCAGUCAUCGUACGCAAUCAAGCAGUCGCCAUGCCACUUUGACAUCCCAGCACAUAUCCAGUCGAAGCAUAUCGUACACCACAUUCAUUCAUUGAUGUUUCUCGCCUGGCUUAUGUCGUCUUUCCUCCACGAAUUCAAAGUCUAACCACGACCCUCCACUACCCUACGACCACACCCUCGACUCCGCACUCUAAUUCGGAUCAACUUCCAGGACCUAUCGUAGGCGAAGUCGAGUGUCCUUGCGCAAUCAAACAAUCGCCUUUAUAAUAUUGGUCAUGCUUCAUCGGCCAUUACCUGGAUUGUUGUGAAAAGGUUCAAUGCCUCCUCUCCAGAUCGGAGGUGCCUGGCGGCGCCUCUUGAGAAUAGGCGGUAUCGUCGCCGUCGUUCUCAUCAUCACCACAUUCCUGGUUCAGACCAAAUUUACAUCCUUUACUCCCUCCUCCUUAAGAUCAUACGCACACUCCAGCCCUCAACGAUUACAUAUCCUCAUUCCCGCAACCAGUGCCAAUUAUAAUCUAUGUCAACUCCUCAUCUCGGCCGCCCUGCUAGGAUAUCCCGCUCCAGUCCUCGUCAAUUGGGCCGAUCACGAGGAUGGCGAUGAAAUGAAACAGCACAUUACUAAAAUCACAGGUGUAAUGAAGUACAUCCAGGCCCUCCCUGAAGACCAAAAAGAUGAUCUCAUCUUCAUGCUAGACGGCUUCGAUACCUGGUUUCAGCUUCCUAUGGAAUUCAUCAUCAAAAAGUACCACGAAGUCAUGGCCAAAGCACACCUCCAUCACCUACAAAUCUUUGGAGCAGAACUCGUCAAGGAGCAUAAUAUCAAAAACACCGUCCUCUUUGGGCCCGACAAGAGAUGCUCACCCAACGGUCCUGAGGAUCCUGGCUGUUGGGCAGUUCCACAGUCGUGGGUGGAGAAAAUGAGUUUUGGUCCAUUGACCGACAGUGGUGAUUCCAUGUAUGAUCGCCCCAGAUGGUUGAACUCGGGUACCAUUAUUGGACCUGCGCGCGACUUUGCAAACAUCUCUCAAGCAGCCCUCGACACCGUUGCCCGACAUCAUGUCACAGACUCGGAUCAGUACUACUUUAGCAGCGUUUUCGGGACACAGUCUUAUGCUCGCAAACAGCUCAAGCUCUCUUAUGAUGACGCCCAUGGCAUCAACGAUACGGAGCUGGAAACAAUACCUCCCCAAAAGCAUCGAUUACCAGAGAUGAAGCCUGGAAACCGCACCGAGUUCUACAUGGGUCUAGAUUGGGAGUCGAGUCUCUUCCAAACUGCGGCCUACUACGGCGAUUAUGUUGCUUGGGUCCGCUUCAACACCACAUCUGAGUAUGUACGCAAGACAUCUCAGUCAAUCAAUCCCCACCAUCACUUCACUCUACCCAACAACAUGGCCGGCUCCGGCCCAAUGUCUGUCUCCGAAGCUCGACAGAUAGAUCCUGCACUGGCAAGCUGGUCGCGUCUACCACUCGCGGUCAACACGGUCACGAGACAUGUCCCCGUCAUCAUUCACAUCAACGGUAAAAAGGGAUACAGAUACCUGUGGUGGCCACGUAAUUGGUUCUAUCCUUACAUCGACCAGAUGUUGCACCGACAACGACAGAGCGGCCUGCGAAACUCUGGCGAGCAACGUGAUGCCUUGGCCGGAGCCUGGACAUUCAGCAAUGGCACUCGAGGCUGGGUGGAAUGGAACGAUGUUUGUGCCAAGUAUGAAAACAGGUUGAUGGGCAAACAUGUCCUCAGUGAAUGAAAAGAGUUUGUUUGCUCCUGUCAAGACGGCGUUAAUUUUGUACUUUGUAUGAUGAGCUACAGCGGCGAAAUGGCGAAAUUAAAC
This is a messenger RNA of Exophiala mesophila, 1927 nucleotides long. RefSeq lists its product as uncharacterized. The coding region runs from base 413 to 1843 and encodes 476 amino acids. The transcript has a single exon. NCBI's taxonomy places the organism in Eukaryota, Fungi, Ascomycota, Eurotiomycetes, Chaetothyriales, Herpotrichiellaceae. The record is from RefSeq and is a predicted model, not a curated record.